Messenger RNA from Cyprinodon tularosa, 1994 nucleotides. It is a transcript of the gene nop58, whose product is annotated as NOP58 ribonucleoprotein homolog (yeast). Bases 110 to 1720 code for a protein of 536 amino acids. Gene Ontology annotation, cellular component: small-subunit processome; box C/D methylation guide snoRNP complex. The record is from RefSeq and is a predicted model, not a curated record. Gene Ontology annotation, molecular function: snoRNA binding. The transcript is spliced from 15 exons. Lineage: Eukaryota; Metazoa; Chordata; Actinopteri; Cyprinodontiformes; Cyprinodontidae.
AAGAAGAAGAAGAAUAGGCUCCGCUCCGCUCCGCGUGUCUGAAACAGUUUGCGGAGAAGCUAGGCUGUAGCAGCUCUCCUACCAGGGGAGCUUUCACACAGUUUUCAAAAUGUUAGUGCUUUUUGAGACCGCCGCUGGUUAUGCCAUAUUUAAAGUCCUUGAUGAAUCCAAGCUGCAGCAGGUGGACAGCCUGUAUAAGGAGUUUGAAACUCCUGAAAAAGCCAACAAAAUAUUGAAACUGAAGCACUUUGAGAAGUUCCAGGACACAACAGAGGCUUUAGCAGCGGCCACUGCUCUUGUCGAGGGAAAAAUUGGGAAGAGUCUGAAGAAGGUUCUGAAGAAAAUUGUAGCCAAAGAAGCUCAUGAACAGCUGGCCAUUAGCGAUGCUAAACUGGGUGGAGUCAUUAAAGAAAAGCUGGACCUGAGCUGCGUUCACAGCCCCGCGGUGGCCGAGCUCAUGAGAUGCAUCCGGAGUCAGAUGGAGGGCCUCAUCUCUGGGCUUCCUCCAAGGGAGUUCAGCGCCAUGUCGCUGGGUUUGGCUCACAGUUUAUCCCGUUACAAGCUCAAGUUCAGUCCGGACAAGGUCGACACAAUGAUCGUUCAGGCCAUCUCGCUUCUAGAUGACCUGGACAAGGAGCUCAACAAUUACAUCAUGCGCUGCAGAGAGUGGUACGGGUGGCACUUCCCUGAGCUGGGAAAGGUUGUCACGGACAAUCUGGCGUACUGCAAGACCGUCCGCAAAGUCGGAGACCGUACCAACGUGUCCACCACUGACAUGUCCGACAUCCUCCCAGAGGAGAUCGAAGCCGAGGUUAAACUAGCUGCAGAGAUCUCCAUGGGAACCGAAGUGUCAGAGCAGGACAUCGGGAACAUCCAGCACCUGUGCGACCAGGUCAUUGAGAUCUCAGACUACCGCGCUCAACUCUAUGAUUACCUGAAGAACAGAAUGAUGGCUAUCGCCCCCAACCUGACGGUGAUGGUGGGCGAGUUGGUCGGCGCCCGCCUCAUCUCACAUGCCGGAUCCCUUCUGAAUCUGGCGAAGCACCCGGCCUCAACAGUACAGAUCCUUGGAGCUGAGAAGGCUCUAUUCAGAGCUCUGAAGACCCGCAAAGACACGCCCAAAUAUGGUCUGAUCUAUCACGCCUCGUUAGUGGGACAGACUACGGCGAAGAACAAAGGAAAGAUUUCCAGAAUGCUGGCGGCUAAAACAUCGUUGGCCAUUCGAUACGACGCCCUGGGAGAAGACACCAAUGCAGAGAUGGGAGUAGAGAACCGGGCCAAGCUGGAGGCUAGACUGCGACAGCUGGAGGACAGAGGGAUCCGACGAAUCAGUGGAACAGGCAAAGCGAUGGCAAAAGCAGACAAAUACCAGCACAAGAGUGAGGUGAAAAUCUACGAUCCAUCCGGAGACUCAACGAUUCCGUCCACUUCAAAGAAGAGGAAGUUUGAGGAAGUCGAGGAGGAGACUAGCGAGCAGGACCCAGUAACACCGGUGGUUAAAUCCAAAAAACCCAAAAAGGAACCACUGACAGAAGAGCAAGAGGCUGAAACCGCAACAGAGACUCCCAAGAAGAAGAAGAAAAAGAAGGACAAGAAGGCAGAGGAGGAAGCAGAAGAGCCGAAGGAGGAAGAGGAGGAGAUGCCAGUUAGUGAGUCAACAGAAAAGAAGAAAAAGAAGAAAAAAAAGAAGGUGAAGGAGGAAGAAGAGGAUGACGAGUAAAAAUAUCGGACACUGUAUAUAUUUUAUUUUAGUUUUUAUUUCUCUAUGGAUUUACAUCAUAUAUUUUUAUCCCAAGUCCUCAAAAAAAAAAGGAUUUAAGCAGAUCUCAUUUAAUGGGUGAGAUAGACGGCCUCUCCAGAGUUUGAGUUGAAUCUUAACUAGUUUCUAUUGUUUAUUUCUACCAACUUAUUUUUACAUAGUCUUUGUUGAGACAUCUGUUGCAAGCGUGAUCGAAUGUGAACGAUGAGGAAAUAAAUGCAGAUUUCUCAUUUCA